This is a messenger RNA of Acanthocheilonema viteae, 1728 nucleotides long. The record is from the annotation of a GenBank genome assembly. Lineage: Eukaryota; Metazoa; Nematoda; Chromadorea; Rhabditida; Onchocercidae.
AUGUUUUAUCCAUGCUAUAUCGAUCUUGGAAAAGCAGCCAGGGAGUUGUUCAUGAAAGGAUAUAAUUUUGGCUCCCUGCGGGUUGACGCAUGUUCCAAAUCAGGCGAAAAUCAGGAGGUCGAGUUUUCCAGUGCGGCUGUGCACAGUGUUGCUACAGGAAAACUUGCUGGAAAUUUUGACAUCAAAUAUCGUAUACCUUCUUAUGGUGUGGUAUUGACAGAGAAGUGGAAUACGGAAAAUUUACUGGGUACAAUUGUUGAAAUACAGGAUCGCUUUGCUCGUGGUUUAAAACUUACGCUAGAUUCAUGGUAUGCUCCACAUAAUGGCAAACGAUCAGGUCGAGUGAAAGGUGAAUGGGUGAACAGGAAUCUUACGUUCAAUCUUGAUGUUGGUUUGGAUACUGGUCCUCAAAUCAGUUUUUCUGGAGUCACUGGUAUGCAUGGGUGGUUGAUGGGAAUACAUAGCGCAUUUGAUGCUUCGAGCAGUCAGCUCAAGGGUCUUAGCUUUGCAUUUGGAAGAAUAGGAACAGAUUAUGUUUUGCAUUCAUAUGUGAACGAUGCACGAGAAUUCGGCGGGUCAUUCUACCACAGCGUUGCCCAUAAUUUAGAAGUUGGCGCUAUGUUUAGCUGGAUAACUGGUGAACCAGGCACUCGUUUUGGUUUGGCGAUGAAGUACUGUCCUACGCAGGAUUUAGAAUUGAAAGCUAAAGUCGACCAUGAUUCAAAACUUGCUUUUGCACUUACGCAUAACCUCUCAAAACAGUCAAUUGAACUAGCUUUAAAAGUUAGAGAGAUAGAUGAUGGUGAUGUGGAAGAAGAUGAAGAAGAGAAAAAGCAGAUUAUACCAAUCAUUGUUAGCAAUUGCCCACCAGACUUCCCGUCAUUUUACUUGGCUCAAACAGACACGAUGAAUGUGGUGGUAGCUUUGCAUCUCACAGUUCUAUUGCUGGUAACCUCAAGUGUUACUGGCAAAAAGAAGAAAGGAAAUGAUUGGGAUGAACUGGAAACGUUAUUGGAAAAUAUUGAUGAAAAGGUCACAGAGCCAACUAAAGAUUCUAAAAUUGUACCAACUGGAAUGCAAAAGAAUCCUUGCGAAGAUCAUAUUUGUGGAUGGGGUAAGGAAUGCAUUGUUGACAAACAAGGUGAACCAGUUUGUGAAUGCAUUUCGAAAUGUCCACCAUUGGAUAAUGAUCCACUUGAUCUGGUUUGCAGUAACACAAAUCAAACAUUUUCAUCGUUGUGUGAAUUAUACCGGGAAAGGUGCCUUUGUAAACAUAAAUUUAAAGAAUGCAAAAAUAAACUUAAUGCAAAAGUUCAUUUGGAAUAUUUGGGUGCUUGCAAGAAGCUUAACCCAUGUACCGAUGAAUUGAUGGUUCAAUUUCCAGCACGAAUGGCUGACUGGCUCUUUCAGGUAAUGCGAGAAAUGAAGAAACGACGAGAGUUGCAUAAUUUAGAGUGGGAAGAAUUGAUCGCAGAAGCAGAAUCUGAUGACGAGAAAAAGCAUGUUUAUCCUGUAAUAUGGAAAUUCUGUGAUUUAGAUAUUAAACCUCAUGAUAAGCAUGUAUCACAUCAUGAACUGAUUCCUAUCACAGCACCCGUUAUUCCAAUGGAAUCUUGUAUCAAACCAUUCCUAGAGAAUUGUGAUAUCAAUAAUGAUGGCAACAUUUCUAUCAAGGAAUGGGGCAAAUGUCUUGGUCUGAAGGAAGGUGAAAUUCAAGAACGUUGUUAG